Messenger RNA from Nanorana parkeri, 3059 nucleotides. Its product is annotated as transient receptor potential cation channel subfamily V member 1-like. The record is from RefSeq and is a predicted model, not a curated record. Gene Ontology annotation, biological process: calcium ion import across plasma membrane. Gene Ontology annotation, molecular function: protein binding; calcium channel activity. Lineage: Eukaryota; Metazoa; Chordata; Amphibia; Anura; Dicroglossidae. The transcript is spliced from 16 exons. Bases 685 to 3018 code for a protein of 777 amino acids. Gene Ontology annotation, cellular component: membrane.
ACUACUUGUAACUGCAUCAGCAGACUACUGUGCACUGUAACAGAUAAGAGUAGAAGUCUCAGCAGAGAGGAGGGUGCUUGGCUGAAAAACUGUCUAGAAUUUGCAAUGGAGGAACACAGAAAAGAAAGGGAGGGAUUGUGUACUGGAAGAAAAGGGGGCACUGAGCUAGAAAAUGGGAGGUAUAGGCAGAGGAGGGGUAAGAGGGACUUUGCAGAAUGGACUCACUCUGGAGUUAGGUGCCACUGAGCUGAUACCAAAGGAAGCAAUGUAGCUUUGAAGGCUAUACCAAGCGUAAUAAAGAACCUUAAAAGUCCUCUAAAAUCAGAAUAUGCUAAUAACCGUCCAUCAUUUCAAUACUUCUGUCUUUAGCACAGAGGGUUAAAGCAGUGCUACUCUUGCAACGUGACUUAUAAAGACAGACAGUCCAUCCAAUGGCAUGCAAGGGCUUGUAGAUGGGAUUUUAGGCACUGGAAUUUGCUGGGCUGUUAUUGCUCUGCAUUGGAUCUUCAUUCUGUGACUCAACAGUGCAAAGAAGGGGUUUGAUCAGUGUUUUGUCACUUUGUGCCUGUUUGGUGGUGUUCUGUCUGCCAGGAGUGAGACACCGUGGCUGCUUCAGUAUUGGCUGAUGAGGAUUGCUUCUCUACCCGGAUCCUUACAGACGCACCGCUUUAGAAGAAACCAACAAUGUCUCAAUCAGAUGCUGAAAACUCAGAUUCUCCGAGGAGGAGGUUCGAACUAGAGGUCCACGACAAGGACACAAAAGAUGCCUUUAGUAAGGGAAACCCAGAUGCAAAAAGAGAUAAUAAGCCACCCAUGGAUUCACACAUGCAGGGUGAAAGUAACAAUUACUCUCCUAAAAUCGGUAUCAACCCAGAUUUCCUUCUAUCGCUUCCAGACUCCAAACUCAAGGCCGUUGACAUUGAUCCAAAAGAUGUUUACACAAGAGACAGAAUCUUCGAAGCUGUUGUCAAUCAUGGCACUGAGGACCUUGCUGGAUUAAAAAACUAUUUGUGCAAAACCAUGAAACAUCUUACUAACACAGAAUAUAAAGAUCCUGACACAGGGAAGACAUGUUUAAUAAAGGCCAUGUGGAAUCUUAAAAAUGGAAUGAAUGAUACAAUUCCUAUAUUGCUGGAAGCUGAUGAGACGCCUGGUAAAGUGGAUGAACUGGUUAAUGCAGCAUAUACCGAUGAAUAUUAUAAAGGAGAGACAGCUCUACACAUAGCAAUUGAGAAGAGAAGCCUCCAACUAGUCCAGCUGCUUAUGAAACACAAAGCUGAUGUCCAUGCCAAAGCAGAGGGCAGGUUUUUUCAGAGGAAGAAGAAAGGAGUCAGUUUUUACUUUGGUGAACUUCCCCUUUCUCUCGCUGCCUGCACUAACCAGCCCGAUAUUGUCGACUAUCUCCUAAACAAUCCAUAUCGUAAGGCUGACUUAAAAGCAAGAGAUAGUCAUGGGAACACAGUCCUGCAUGCUCUGGUUUAUGUGGCUGAUAACACAGAGAAGAACACUAAGAUAAUCUCUAAAAUGUAUGAUGACAUUCUGAAGAAAUCAAUAAUUGACCCAGAGAUGGACCUGGAGGACAUUUCCAACUGGGAAGGUCUAACACCACUAAAACUAGCAGCAAAAAUUGGUAAAAUUGAGUUGUUCAAACAUAUACUGCGGAGGGAGAUUACAGAGCCAGAUUAUAAACAUCUGUCUCGGAAGUUCACGGAAUGGACAUAUGGCCCAGUGCACACUUCUCUGUAUGACAUGUCAACUGUGGACUCCUUUGAAUCUGGCUCUGUGCUGGAAACGAUUGUAUUCGACAGUAACGCCAAUAAUCGACAUGAAAUGAUUGUGCUGGAACCCAUCAACCAUUUGCUGCAGGAAAAAUGGGAUUCCUAUGCUGGCAAGAUUUUCUAUGUGAAGUUUUUUUUCUAUGUUUUGUACAUGAUAAUAUUCACAGUGACAGCUUAUCACAGGCCACUUGAAGGACAGCCCCCAUUCCCACUGGAAGGGACAAACAAAGACAACUUGCGUGUACUUGGAGAAGUCAUCAUCAUGUUUGGUGGACUUUAUAUACUAAUAUGUCAGAUAAUAUAUUUUUUGAAGAGGCGUCCUUCUUUACAAAUUUUAAUAAUGGACGGGUACUUUGAAAUCCUUUUCUUUUUGCAGGCCGCUAUUGUCCUGAGCAGUGGUGUUGUCUACCUGGCAGGCAGUGAACUCUAUGUUGCCCUGUUGGUGUUUGCACUGGUUCUUGGCUGGGUGAAUAUGCUGUAUUACACUCGAGGAUUCCAGCAGACCGGAAUUUACAGUGUCAUGAUUCAGAAGACCAUCCUGCGUGACAUGCUUCGCUUCCUUUUUGUCUACCUAGUCUUCCUCUUUGGGUUUGCUGCAGCUUUGGUAACACUUAUUGGGGAAACUCCUCAGAAGGCUGAUAAUAGCACUGAUGCUGAACCAAGCGAGGCAGGAACCUCAUAUUCAGGUCUUUACAUUGCUACCCUGGAGCUCUUCAAGUUUACUAUUGGCAUGGGAGACCUGGAGUUCAAUGAAAACCUGAAGUUUAAGCACUUUUUCAUGUUCCUGCUGAUCUUGUAUGUGAUUCUUACCUACGUUCUCCUCCUGAACAUGCUCAUUGCUUUGAUGAGUGAAACGGUCAGUAAAGUCUCUAGUGAAAGCAAGAGUGUAUGGAAACUACAGAGAGCGGCUACAACCCUGGAUAUUGAGAAGUUUCUGCCUACACGCCUUAGGAAAAAACAUAGGUCUGGGAAAAAGAUUAAAGUGGGAUUAAAACCUAAUGGAAAACCAGAUGAAAGAUGGUGCUUUAGAGUGGAAGAAAUACAAUGGGAAUCUUUUGGGGAGAAUCUGUCCUGCAUUAAUGAGGAGGAGCCUGGCAACAAAGAAAAAGCACUGGAGCAUUAUAAACGACCCAAAGGAUGGAGUCAGUGGGUUUCCCGAGCUCAAGAAAAAGCAAAAGAAGAGGAGCUAGAGCCUUUAAAGUCCGUGUCCACAAGCCCAUCAAAUGAUGAAAAAGUCUGAGACAAGAGGCCAAAGCCUAAGGAUAGCCACGACUCCUCACU